AACGCACGCAAAAGAGAGCGAGGAAAGGAACGGAGGUAAGCGCGCACUCGAGCUGUAAGAAGCAUUUUUUUUCUGGGACGCGCACAGACAGACAGCGCUGCUGGUGAGGCAACAGACAGAGGAGAGCAGGAGAGGAGGAGGACACAGAGCACAGGCACACAGAGACAAAGUUCUCCUGCGUCGAGAUGAAGUAUGAUGCCAACAAAUAUCUGCGUUCCAAUUUAAUUAAAGUGUUGGAUCAUAAAGGGAACGAGUGCGCUCAUGGAUAUCGGUGUGGCAGGAGCGCUUUAGUGCAGAGGAAAUGAGAUAUCCAGUCAUGAUUUGGGUCGCGUUUUUACCCUUUUUGGUUUCGUGCGCUUUCGGGAACAGGACCAUAGAGCAGGUGCCGUUCUUUCACGGGCAUGUAUUUGAGAACUCGUCUCCGGGAUCCCGGGUCAACGGACUGAGCGUCCCGUUAAAGCGGCUCAACUCGCAGAGGUUGUGCGGUACCGGGGAAACCGGCUCAGCAGCAGCGCACUUUAAACUCCUGGGAGACGGGAGCCAGAAUUUCCGUGUCUUUGCGCAUCACAAACGGGGACAUAUUUUACUGAAGACUUCUGGGGUUCUGGACCGGGAGGAGCGGGCUGAAUACGCACUGGGUCUUGGUUUGUGUUGCGGGCAAUGCGCGGGACUCUCCCGGGAAGAAGAAGAGGAGUCUCCGGUAGUCGCUGAGAUGGCGUCCAUCAAGGUGGACGUCCUGGACACCAACGACCACCAGCCCACCUUCCCCGAUGUCAAUGUGAAACUGAGACUGGAUGAUGCCACUGCGCUCCGCACGACGAUCUACACGGUCACCGCGCGGGACGAUGACAGCGGCAAGAACGCGGAGCUCAUCUACUUCGCCCUGCCCAAAAAUGGGAGUUUCUACGCGGUGCCCAAAACUGGAGACAUCCUCCUGGUGGACUCUAUCCUCGGUCUGGAUGAACCAAUUAAGUUUAAAGUGUUUGCCCGGGACCGCGGGUGGCCACCUCGCACGAGCCAGAGCAUAGCUGUUGAGAUCAAUCCACGGCAAUGGCCCGUGGCGCCCUCACUGAAUCCCCAACCGGGGAAACGGAAACCUAAAUCGCAAGUUAAAGUACCGGCGCGAAAGUCCAGGUCAGUACUGGAAUCAGACAGUCCCGUUUUCAUCAACGUGUCCGAGGAUGCAGGGAUCGGUUCAGUGGUGAUGAACCUGAACCCGGUGAGGUUUCAGUCGGCAGCGUUUGAGCUGGUGGAACCCGACGUGGAGAGCUCACCGGUCAGCGUGAGCCGGGACAGCGGGGAUAUAGUCAUAUCACGGAGACUGGACCGGGAGACUGAGCCUCUGGUAGAGAUCUCCGUCAAAGUUCAGGAUAAAAGAGGUCCAGAGUGGUACUUGGUCAGAGUGGAGUUGACUGUGACAGAUGUAAAUGACAAUGUCCCAGAAUGGAGCAUGGUUCCUGCUCCCUACCUCGCUGUUGUUUCCCCUGAUGCCCCUGCAGGCUCGCUGGUCUACAAGCUCUAUGCGCAAGAUGGGGAUGAAGGCAACAACGGCGAAGUGGAGUACUUCCUGUCUGAUGGUGGUGAUGGUCGUUUUGAAGUGGACAGGAAAAGCGGCCAGGUACGAACUACAGGCCUUCCCCUGCAGCGGGACAGGGAGUACCUGCUGACAGUAGUGGCUGCUGACCGGCUGAGCAGCCGCAGCGCCCCUGCUGUUGUCUCUGUGGUUGCUGGAGCCCGGCCGCCACAGUUCACCAAUGCUUCCUUCAACAUUGCCAUACCGGAAAACACCCCUGAAGGACAGCCAUUCCUGGUCACACCUGCUGUGUCCUUCCAGAAAAAAACUAUCAGCUACAGCCUCCUCAUCAAUCCCAGCAGUCUCUUCUCCAUCUCAGCAGAGACUGGUGAAAUCAGCCUGACCCGUCCUAUUGACUAUGAGAGCGACCAGCAUCGCUACUUGCUAUUGGUGCGAGCCAGCGAAGGCCUGGACAGCAUGAGCAGUGCAGCGGAGGUGCGAGUUGUUAUUGUUGAUGAAAAUGACUGCGUUCCAGAGUUCCUCCAGUCUAUUUACAGCAAGGAUGGUGUACCAGAAACUGUGACAACUGCAACCUCCCUGCUGCAAGUGUCAGCCAAUGACUGCGACUCAGAGGAGAAUGCAGAGCUGACCUAUUACACCCUGAGUCCAGACUUCACCAUUUCGCCUCAUGGGACCAUUUUCCCUGCGGGUCCUCUGGACUACGAGAGGCCCAACCACCUGUACGAGUUUGUAGUGAUGGCAAUUGACAAGGGGGAGGUCCCUCGCACUGGCACAACUACAGUACGGAUUCGAAUGGCUAACAUCAACGAUGAGGCACCUGAGUUCUCCCAACACAUAUAUCGGACGUUCGUCUCUGAGGACGCGGGCCCCAACACACUUGUUGCCACUGUGCUGGCAAAGGACCCUGAUGGGGACGGGAUCACGUAUAAGAUCACCACAGGAAACGAGGAUGGCAACUUUGUCAUUGACAGCCAAAAAGGUUUGAUCCGUCUGCGCUCCAGCCCGCCCCCUCUGCUCCAGGGUGUUGAAUAUGUCCUCAACGUUACAGCAACGGAUGACAACGCCUCAGGCGGACCUCAGGCCUUGUCAUCCACAGCCCAGGUCCUAGUGGGAGUGGACGACGUGAAUAACAACAAGCCUGUCUUUGAGAAGUGUCAGCAGUACCGAGAGAGCACGUCGGUCCUGGAGAACCAGCCGGCGGGGACGUUCGUUCUGCAGGUUCAUGCUGUGGAUGCUGACGAGGGCUCCAACGGCAGGGUCACAUACGGCUUCAUGCACAAAGACUCCACUGUGCCCGCAUUCAGUAUACACCCAGACACUGGAGUAAUUGUGACAGCCAGGAAAUUUGACCGCGAACGCCAACGGGAGUAUGCAGUGACAGUGACUGCCACUGACCAGGCAGCUGACCCACUGAUUGGCAUUUGUCAGCUCAACAUCCUCAUCCUGGACCAGAAUGACAACAGUCCCAAGUUUGAGAACAUCCGAUAUGAGUACUUCCUCCGUGAGGAUACAAUGAUCGGGACUAGUUUCUUGCGGGUGGCAGCUCAUGACGAUGACUUUGGCACCAAUGCAGCCAUCACAUACUCUAUGUCCAGUGAACAGCCGGAGUACCUCAGGGUCAAUCCCCUGACAGGCUGGGUGUAUGUGAACCAACCCAUUUCUCAGAGGACCUUCAUCACCAGGGAAAUUGUGGCUACAGACGGGGGGAACAGGACCAGUUCAGUGGAGCUGACCGUCACCAUCACCAACGUGAAGAACCAGCCUCCACAGUGGGAGAAAGACAGCUACAGCGUGGUCAUACCAGAAAACACUGUCCGAGACACACCCAUUGUGACCAUCAAAGCCACCUCCCCUCUUGGGGAUCCCAGGGUAACUUACAACUUGGAGGAUGGCAUGGUCCCAGAGACCAACAUGCCAGUUCGCUUCUACUUAACCCCCAACCGAGAGGAUGGUUCAGCCUCCAUCCUGGUGGCAGAGCCCCUGGACUAUGAGACCACCAGGAACUUCAUGCUGCGGAUUCGAGCUCAGAAUGUCGCUGCUGUACCAUUGGCAGCCUUCACCACAGUCUAUGUCAAUGUCACAGAUGUAAAUGACAACGUCCCAUUUUUCACUUCCUCCAUCUACGAGGCCUCGGUCACUGAAGGGGCAGAAUCAGGAACUUUGGUUUUCCAGGUUUCAGCCAAUGACCUCGACUUGGGUCUCAAUGGCAAGAUCUCCUACUCGCUGCUGGAGGAUAGCAGUGGGGACCACCAGUAUUUCCGUAUUGACCCAGUGGUGGGAUUCAUCUACACACAGACUGUGUUUGACCGCGAGACCAAAAGCUCCUACCUGUUGGAGGUUCAGUCUGUGGAUGGAUGGGAGUCAGCACGGCCCGGCAAACAUGGACAGCCCAACUCUGACACAGCAUAUGUUCGCGUUUUUAUCAGUGACGUAAACGAUAACAAGCCAGCGUUUGCACAGGCAUCCUAUGAAGUUGAUGUGGAUGAGGAUGCUGAUGUUGGCUUUGCCAUACUCACUGUCAGUGCCAACGAUGGGGACGAAGGUGGAAACGCUAAGCUGCGCUACCAGAUCACAUCAGGGAACACGGGAGGGGUGUUUGAUGUGGAACCAGAGGUGGGCACUAUCUUUAUCGCCCAGCCUCUGGACUAUGAACAGAACAAAAGGUACAAGCUUCAUGUCCUGGCUUCAGAUGGAAAGUGGGAGGAUUACACAACAGUGACGGUAAACGUGGUUAACAAGAAUGAUGAGGCUCCAGUGUUUACCGUUAAUGAGUACUACGGCAGCGUAACAGAGGAGCUGGAUGGCUCACCAGUGUUUGUGUUGCAGGUAACAGCGUCUGACCCAGAUAAGGAUGCCGACCAGGAGGCCCUGCGUUACUCUCUCCAUGGCCAGGGUGCAGAGAGUGAAUUUAUAAUUGAUGAGGUCACAGGCAAGAUCUACGCCCAGCGGACCCUGGACCGUGAGGAGCGUGCCGUGUGGCGUUUCGUCGUCUUGGCCACAGAUGAGGGUGGCGAAGGUCUGACUGGCUUCACCGAUGUCAUCAUCAAUGUGUGGGACAUCAAUGACAAUGCGCCCGUAUUCACCUGUGCCCCCAGCUGCCACGGAGACGUGGCGGAGAACUCUGUAGUGGGGACGUCUGUGAUGGAGAUGACAGCCACCGACCUGGACGACUCAGCUGUCGGGCAGAACGCUGUGCUCUCUUACAGGAUUAUGGGUAGUUUAGACGCCACUAACAUCGAGGUGGGAGGAGUGCCUACUUUCUCAGAAAUGUUCACUAUCAACCCCACCACAGGUACCAUUGCUGUAGCCAUUGGGGGUCUGGACAGAGAGCAGGUUGAGACCUACCUCCUUGUCGUGGAGGCCAGAGAUGGGGGAGGGAUGACAGGAACUGGAACUGCAACCAUUAAAAUCAAAGAUGUGAACGACCAUGCUCCAAGAUUCACUGACCACUCCUGCCUGGCAAGGAUCUCUGAGAAUGCAGAGCCCAAUGCAGAGGUCCUGGAGCUUGCUGCAGAGGACAGAGACACUGGAGAAAAUGCCCAGCUGACCUUUAGUGUUGUGGCUGGAGACCAAGAGCAGAAGUUCUACAUGGUCAGUCACAAGCAGGAGCAGCAUGGCACCCUGAGGCUUAAGAAACGUCUGGACUAUGAACGACACAGCGAGCAGAGGUUCAACCUCACACUGAAGGUUGAAGACCUGGACUUCUCCAGCCUUCUGCACUGUGUGGUGGAGGUGGAGGACUAUAAUGACCAUGCUCCUGUCUUCAUUCCACACUUCCUGUCUCUUGCCCCACUACCUGAGGACAUCACUGUGGGAACCAGUGUGGCACGUUUGGUGGCCAGUGACUCUGAUUCAGGCCAGAACCGCGACAUCACCUAUAGCCUAUCAGAGGACUCAGAUCCUGAGGGGCUGUUCACCAUUGACCAGUCCGGUGUACUCUCUGUAGCCCGGCCUCUGGAUCGGGAGGGGAUUCCCCAGCAUCACUUGGUUAUCAUAGCAACCGAUCAUGGGGUUCCACCGCUAACAGGCAGUGCCACAGUCCAGCUGCCUCUGUUGGAUGUAAAUGAUAACGGACCAGAGUUUGAGGCAGCAUACUCCCCGAUAGUCUUUGAGAAUGUAGCCGGACCACAGGUAGUAAGGUUGAACCAAACGUCGACACUCCUCCGAGCUGUGGACCAUGACUCUCCAGAGAAUGGCCCGCCCUUCCACUUCACUGUCCCCUCCGAGUAUCGCCACAGCAAUGAUUUCUACCUCCAGGACAACCUAAAUGGCACGGCGACACUAACAGCCCUGAGGACAUUUGACCGCGAGCGCCAAAAGGAGUUCCUCAUUCCUAUCAUUAUGAGCGACAGUGGUCAUCCAGCCAAAACAGUGACCAGCACCCUGACAGUGACCAUCGGUGACCAAAAUGAUCACGCACAUGUGGCAGGGGAGAAGAAAAUUUUCAUCAAUAGUCACCGAGGCCGUAUGCCAACUACAGUGCUUGGAAAGGUCUACUCUCCUGACCCUGAUGACUGGGACAACAAGACAUACGUCUUUGAAGGACAUGUGCCAAGUUACUUUAUCCUGAACAAGCGAACAGGUUUCCUGAUCAUCAAGGAGAAUGCCCCACCCGGAACCUAUGAGUUCCAGGUCUGUGUGUCUGAUGGAGUUUGGCCAGAUGCCGUCUCUACUGUCACCGUGCACGUGAGAGAGCUGCGAGAUGAAGCCAUCUACAACUCAGGGUCUCUUCGCUUGACAGACAUCACAGCAAAGGAGUUCAUUGAACUGAGAGGGAAGCAGCGGAGCCGCUACGAGCUACUGGUGGACUUCCUGUCUGAGAUGCUCUCCGUUCCACCUGAUGAUGUCAACAUUUUUAGCCUAAUGGAUGUGAAGGAGCGAAUGCUGGAUGUUCGCUUUGCUGUGCAUGGUGGUCCCUCCUUCCUCCAGCCUGAGAAAUUACACGGUUAUUUAGCCGCCCACAAACAAAAGCUCCAAUCAUUCCUGCAGGUCAGCGUGUUCCAAGUUCGGGUAGACGAGUGUCCUAGUUCAGAGUGUGCCGGGGCCGGUGGCUGCACCAAUGUUUUGGAUGUGCGGGACACACCCACAGUGGUGGAUUGUGGGACUAUGAGUCUUGUGUCUGUGACAGUGGAAUCCACAGCUGUGUGCUCCUGCCCAGGUAGAGAGCAGUCCCACCAGCCCUGCACCGCAUAUCCCAGAAAUCCCUGCUUCAAUGGUGGCGUGUGUGUGGACACUCAGCAUGGCUACAGGUGCCAAUGCCCAGCUCAGUUUGAGGGGCCUGAGUGCCAGCAGAACAAGCACAGUUUCCAUGGCAACGGCUAUGCCUGGUUUCCUCCCAUGAUGCCUUGUUUCGAGAGCCACGUGUCGCUGGAGUUCAUCACGGACGUUGCUGAUGGACUGCUGCUGUACAGCGGCCCCGUAGCCCAGUUGCAGGCCUGGGACCACGAGGACUUCAUGGCCAUAGAGCUAAUAGAUGGGACCCCCACCUUGAAAAUCAACCAUGGCUCAGGCACAGUCGUGCUACAGUUGCCAGGCAACGUGAACGUGGCAGACAGGCGGUGGCAUCGGCUGGAUGUCCGCAGCAACAGCAAGGAAGUGCGUUUCACCCUGGAUCGCUGUUCAGGGGCAGCGGUAAUGGAAAUGGAGGGACUGGGCAGCUGGUUGACCACCGAGGACCACUCUUCCUGUGAAGUGACGGGCGUUACACCCAACAAUGACAGACACUUGAACAUGAGCCAUGUGCUCCAGCUCGGUGGUGUGAACGAGGACAUCCCCUACAUCUACCCUCAGCUUCAGCACAAACACUUCACUGGCUGCAUCCGCAACCUCAUUGUGGACAGCAAGCUGUAUGAUUUGGGCUCCCCGGCCGACUCGCAGUCCAGCUCUCCAGGCUGCCUGACCACCGACAGCAGCUGUGUCAACAUGGGCUUUCCGUCCUGCGGCCACCAGGGUCGCUGUCACGGCGAGUGGGGCUCCUUCAGCUGCCAGUGUGUGCCAGGAUACACAGGACACCAGUGUGAAGAGGAGGUCCCAGAGUAUUCCUUUGAUGGGCACAGUCACGUGCAUUACCAGUUGGCGUCUCCGUUACCGGCCCGGAGGACAUGGGUUCAAGUCCUGGUUCGAACCCGCAAACACAGCAGCACCAUCCUACAUCUGAUCUCAAAGGGGCAGAGUGAAUACCUACGAGUAGAGAUCUUCCAGGGCCUCCUCUCUGUUUUCUACAACCUUGGUGAUGGGGACUACAACCUAACCCUGCCCACCUAUCGCCUCGACAAUGGUGAAUGGCAUGAGGUCUUCCUAGAUCGACAUGACAAUGAGAUAACGCUGCGACUGGAUGGUGGCGGAGGGCAGCGGGAGGUCACAGGAUCGCGGGGCAGAAGCCGAGAAAUCAUCAUUGACCACACUGUGGUGAUGCUGGGAAACACCUUCCCCUCUGGAAUCAACAAGAGCUUCCAGGGGUGCAUGAGGGACAUACGCCUUAAUGGUCGCUACAUGCCACUGGACAGCAAGCCGCGAGAUGGGGUUUCUCAGGUCAGCAUACAAGGACUCUCCCUUGGGUGCUCGUCUGAUUCCUGCAAACGGAACCAAUGUAGCCCCCCCUUCACCUGUGUUGACUUGUGGAGAGUGCACGAAUGCAGAUGUCCUCCUGGCCACAUUAUCCGUGUGAAUGGGACCAGAAAGUCCUGUGUCUACACCCUCUGUGCUACGCGGCCUUGUCACCAGGGGACCUGCGUGGCCCAGUCACCCUCCAAAUUCACCUGCCACUGCCCAGAGGGUUACAGAGGACGCCACUGCGAGACAACACUGGCCAUCUACCGGGAGGACGUGGGCCUGAGCUUCAGCUCCCUCUUUGCCAUGUGUAUCUGCUUCAUGGCCUUACUAGUGCUGCUGUUGGGCAUUUUCCUCUACACGCGCUGGAGGAGCUACAAAGGGCUGAAGGAGGGCGUUUACCACGUCUCAGCCCACCACGACGGCUGGGAGGACAUCCGAGAAAACGUCCUCAACUAUGACGAGGAGGGAGGCGGGGAGGAGGACCAGAACGCCUACGACAUGGCGGAGCUGCAGAAGUCCCUCCAGCCGAGCCCGGCCCAGUCGGUCCAGUACUGCCGCUCCAGAGCCCUGCACCACCCUCCUCCUCCUCCCCACCACCACCACCACCACCACCACCUCCUCCACCAGGCGCCCCCCACCUCAGCCUCUGCACAGCCGCUGGACCCCCUCAGCCGGACAGCAAGCUCCACCACCCUGCCUCCCUCGGCAGCUUCCACCUCCUCUACCGCCACCACCACCACCAGCCUCCGUAGGGACGUCCCCCCCACCAGACUUCCAGCCCAGGGCCAGGCCCGCCCCUCUCAGCUGGCACGCCGCUCCCUGUCCUUCUCCAGCCAGGACCUGGCCCGCUACCUGUGUGAAAUUAUCCGCGACGCUGACCAGCAUCCAGACACGGGGCCUUUCGACUCCCUGCAAGUCUUCUCCACCGAGGGAGGGGGCUCGCCCGCCGGCUCCCUCAGCUCCUUCAGCUCUUCGGGGCUCGAUGGGGGGAGUGGCGGGGACGGGGUGGGGGAGGCGAGGAGGGAGGAGACGCUCGGGGAGUGGGGGCCUCGCUUUGAGAAGCUGCGGGCGCUGUACGAGCGAGCCGAGGCCAGCGACCUCUGAGCUCAGACACACACAGACCAAACUGAUAGGACCCUGAUAACGGGCCGCCCUGAAACAAUCAAUUAGCAGACGCUUACCGACCGAGGCGGGAAACCAGCGAGAGGCGGACUGACAGAGAGACUCACUCCACAACCCUCACUUGCUGACAGCAGACACAGAAGGUGUUGUAUUUAUUGGAUGAUGAGCUCCGUCAAUCAACAUGGUGGCCUAACAGACAGAUGAAAGUGUCCCUGUGAAAAGAGCCUGUCACUCUGCGCUCCCUCUACCUUGGAUGACAAUUUUGCAGGAGCAGAUGUUAUCAAACCUGCCAGUCAGGAUAAAGGCUUCAGAACGUUGCUCUCUACCCGGGCUACUCAUCAUGAUGGAGCUUAGCUUCACUGUUGGAAAAAUCGGUUUCAGUCACAGCCUGUAAAACCCGAAAUUUCCUCUAUUUUCUAACAAUCGUGAGUGUCAGCCGAAGGCCUAAAAUGUGAAAUGAAAAUGUUUUGGCUAGGGGUUUUUUUUAUACCUGAGCAAAUCAAUGCCACAUAAAAUGUAUUUUUUAGCACCUUGCUGCUGAAUUCAAUCUUUGUAAAUAAACAAAGGACUCUUACAUAUAUCCCACACUGUGCUGUUACCUGAUAAGACAGUGAAGAUGAGUGGGAUCAUACUGAGUAGCCCAUAUAAUACAGAGUCUGGAUUUUCAGUAUAUAGUGGACACAUUGUGUUCUUGCUGCCUGGCUGUACACAGCUUCUGUCAAUGUUUGUUUGAGAAAAAAAGUGCUUCGACCGUCACUGGGCUGCAGUGUGAGAUUUUUUUUUUUUUUUUCUGGUAAUGUGACUUUCGCUGGGUUGAGUAAUUCUGUAUUGGUUGGGUGUUUCAAGUUUCAACACUCCGUGGGUUGUAAGACAUCAAGCUUUCUACUUACUACUGCGCCCUCGUCUUGUGAUUUCCUAUUCUCAUUUGCGCUCCUCCGCCGCGCCUUCCUCCUCACCCAAGGGAGGGUGCACAAAAAUUCAAACAGCUUUGUAACAAAGAAAUGGGAGCGGACGUGCGGACUGCGGGAAGGAGGAAAUACUUGCUCUUUGCUGCGUACGCUCUUCCUCAGGCAUACCAAAUGUGGCGUCUGUGAAAGACUGCUUUAACAGACGAUUGCUCGGUAGAAUACAAACGAUGUCAAACAGCUUUCCAAGGUGACUGCUCAACAAAUACAAACGGAAAGAGGAGGAGGAAGAUGAAGGAGAUUUAUGAUUAUUCAUAUAUAUAUUGUUCUGAGCUGUGAUAUCUGUGCCAUACACAAUUCACACACACAUUUAUCUAUUGUCCCUUGCUAAAUUACUGCAUAUACUCUUGGCUGAAACAGUGUGAUUGUGGGAAAAUUGACUGAUUUUGGACUGAAAAUUGCAAGGAAAUAAUAAGGCUGCAGUUAUUAUCCUAGCUGUGAAUUGUCAGCACUGUGGCAAGCGUUCCUCUUAUUUGGCUUUCUAGUCACAUCAGAUUGAUGGAUCCCUUUUCCCCUCUCAACCCUAGAGAAAAAAAAAAAAAAAAAACAUCUGCUGUUGUGGAACCAGUGAGAAUAAUUUGUCGAAAAAGAACGAAAAGGCAAAGAACAAUAGAAAAGCAGAGAAGGGGAAGAGGAGUGCAGAGUCUGAAAAGGGCCUGCUCUUACCGUUGAUAAGAGAGAUUAUUACAGGGUAGAGGGUUGAAUCAGAGAGCAAAUGAGGAGGGGAGGCAGAGAGGAACCAUCUUAUCAAGUGCUUGCCUCUGUGGCGAAGUGUGCCACCAUCGAGCUCAGUAGCUCCGCAGGGAGCUGUAGAGAGGGGGGGGGGAUGCUGGGAGCAAUGGCUUUCUGCAGAAACGGUAUCUUGCACAGCGAAUGGCAUAAAUACAAAAGUCGCAUGUCCUCACCCCACCCCUCCUCCCUUUCUCUGCAGUCCUCCAAAAAGCCAACCCUGACUUCACCUGGCAUUUCAGGCGGUGUAUUCUGCUGUAGCAGCAGCGCUCUCACCGUGCUCUUUUUAUCCGUCUCUACGCUGGCAGAGCCGAGCCUGUCGGCUGAGAGCAGUUAAAGGGUAGGAGUGUGUGAAAACACGUCAGGCCACUAAUCCUAAUAGGAGCUGAUGGCUUGCUGUCAUGCUGGAAAAAACCAAAGGAUUGUGGGUACUUUCAAAAAAAAAAAAAAAAAAAAAAAAAAAAAAAAAAGACGACAGAGGAGUCAAUUCCCAAAUUGCGGCUUUCCAGAAACAUGCUAUUUUCUGAAAAGCAGAGGCAACAAUGCGGCUUUUAAAAAUAAGAGACUUGGCGGUCAGGUGAGGGUGCAGUACGCUGUGGGAAAAGUAAGACACACAGGCUUUUUCUUUUUUUUUAUAGACAGUGGGGAUUUUCUAGAGAGGGAUGCUUAUUUUCUUAUUCCUCUGUAGAGAGCGGCCGAGCCGGAGCCACGCAGAGUGGUGAGGUGCGUUUCAUGCCUCGCUUCUCUCUCUGCAGCUGUAAGGCGCAGCAGCUCACUUCCCACCACCAUUCAUUUGUACCAUAUAACAGCUUCUUAAAUGUUGUGUUCUGGGUACAGACAUGUUGUGAACAAAGUUAUUGUUUUUACCUCAUUUGUAAAUACAGAGAUCGAUUAAUUACAAUUAUUGCUUUUUGUCAAGAAAAGCACCAUAGGUUUAAAAUGUACAGCUUCUGAGAAAAAAAAUCAAACCGAACAUAUCUUUUUUUUAUCAUCAUGAUUGUGAUGCGCUUUGGACAGUCAUGUAAGUGUUUUGUAUUUGCUUUGAUCUUUUUUUCUCAAUAAAUUCAUUUCUUUGCA
Molecule: messenger RNA, 11979 nt
Organism: Siniperca chuatsi (mandarin fish)
Lineage: Eukaryota; Metazoa; Chordata; Actinopteri; Centrarchiformes; Sinipercidae
Product: neural-cadherin
Exons: 37
Coding region: 302-9190 (2962 amino acids)
Biological process (GO): multicellular organism development; calcium-dependent cell-cell adhesion; cell morphogenesis
Cellular component (GO): plasma membrane; catenin complex; adherens junction
Molecular function (GO): calcium ion binding; cadherin binding
Source: RefSeq, a predicted model, not a curated record